This is a messenger RNA of Phragmites australis (common reed), 1165 nucleotides long. Its product is annotated as ethylene-responsive transcription factor 12-like. Gene Ontology annotation, molecular function: DNA binding; DNA-binding transcription factor activity. Gene Ontology annotation, biological process: regulation of DNA-templated transcription. Bases 431 to 982 code for a protein of 183 amino acids. Lineage: Eukaryota; Viridiplantae; Streptophyta; Magnoliopsida; Poales; Poaceae. The record is from RefSeq and is a predicted model, not a curated record. The transcript has a single exon.
GCUCAGUGCUCUGCUGCUCGGUGCGGUAGGGCUGGCGUCACGGCGGCAGGCAGGGGCAGCCAGCGCGUCGCCCCAGGGGAAGAAGUGUAGACUACUGCUAGCGUCGCCCCAGGGGAGUAUACAGUAGAUAGACGAGACGAGACCACUCUCGCCGGUGGGGGCGGCCCCGCAAGGCGUCAAAUCGCGCGGCGGCUGAUGACGCUGAUUCAUGAUGCCGUGCGCGCGCCCGGUCAGCGACAGCCUCAAAGCCCAGCCCUCGUACACCUACCUCCCCGUUUCACGAGGCGCGGCCAUUAGUUAAGUGCAGCCAUUCAUCGACCCACGCCACCCCGUGCGAUCGCGGUGCCUACUAUAAGAGUUAACACUCCGCUGCCGCAACCGAGACGACCAACCAGCUGCCCAACCAGCCUGACUGAGUGAGAGGAGACAGAUGGAGUGGGACAUGAGAGGAGGACACGGGAGCGUCCGUGGUGGUGUAGGGGACGGCGGAGGCGUGGUGAGAGGCGGCGUCGGAGGAGGGGACCAGCAGCGAGCGGAGGCGCACUACCGCGGUGUGCGGAAGCGGCCGUGGGGCCGGUACGCGGCGGAGAUCCGCGACCCGUGGAGGAAGAUGCGGGUGUGGCUGGGCACCUACGACACGCCCGUCGAGGCCGCGCUCGCCUACGACCGCGCAGCCGUCGCGCUGCGCGGCUCCAAGGCGAGGACCAACUUCGGCAGCGGCGGGCGCGGCCGCUGCCCUCCGGUCCACCCGCGCCCGCCUCCGCACCCGGUGCUGGCGCCCAGCUCCUUCGGCGGCCUCGAAAUCAGCCACCCGUCCCCCUGGCAAUUCGUCUACUUCCCGUCGAGGCUGCACCAGGCCAUGACCCCGCCGGGGCCCAACGUCGCCGCGUCGCUGCCGUCAACGGCGCUGGAACUCCGGACGGGGCCGAGGAGCCUGCCGUUCGACCUCAACGAGCCGCCGGCGCUGCUGUUCGGGUCGUGAUCUCCAUGUACGCGCAUGGAGUAGUGGUAGAUCAGUAUCAAGGGUGGGAUCGUGGAUCAUGGUACGUAGUGAGUCUAGUAACUAUUGAGGAUAAUCGAAAGGGGAGUGGAGAGCGCAGGUCCGGGUGUAUAUAUGCCUAUUUAAGAAAAGCUUGCCAUUCUCGUCGUCGUCCGUGUUCUUGUU